Messenger RNA from Aethalodelphis obliquidens (Pacific white-sided dolphin), 1248 nucleotides. RefSeq names its product catsper channel auxiliary subunit zeta (gene CATSPERZ). Gene Ontology annotation, biological process: flagellated sperm motility; sperm capacitation. Bases 228 to 857 code for a protein of 209 amino acids. The record is from RefSeq and is a predicted model, not a curated record. The transcript is spliced from 5 exons. Gene Ontology annotation, cellular component: sperm principal piece; CatSper complex. Lineage: Eukaryota; Metazoa; Chordata; Mammalia; Artiodactyla; Delphinidae.
CGUGGGAAUCUGCCAAGAUGGGCGGUGCGUCCAUCCUCGGUACAGCUAUGGGGGCAGGGAUGGGGAGACAUAAUGGCAUCUAGUGUGGAGGGCUGUAGCUUGAACCUUCCCCGCGCGAGACCCCCAUCGCCAUUCUGUACGGGACCCUGCCCCUCCCCCUUCCUGGAGCGUGACCCCCUCCGCCUCGCCCCGAGGCCUUUGGCGACUGGGUCCGUUAGGGCAGAGCCAUGGAGGAAAAGCCUUUCAAAGCGUUGGCCAAGUCUUCGGGCCACCGUGGCUCAGGCAAGUCGAGCCCGCACGACAUUCGGAAUCUGUGCACCACGGCCACGCAGUCGCAGCCGAAGCUGAAUGUACCGCUGCCUACUGUCCGUGAGGACUCGGAACUGGAGGGCAGCAGCGUAGGCAGCAAGACUUGCUGGUCUUACAACCAGAAGGCUGGCCACGACUCGGACGGUGGCUGGGAAGAAUCGGAUGACGGAGAGGACAAGGACAGCUUCAAGCCAGAGGAGCUGGACGAGCACGCCUUGAUGGAGCUGGAGAUGCGCCGCGGCAGCUCCCUGGGAGGCCCUUUAGAGGAGGACGAUUCCAAGACCGACGACGAAAAGUCUUCUUCAGUGUCAUCGCUCAAUAUCUCGAAGCACACACCCCAUCGAGCCUACUGGGUGGAGCAGCAGAGCAGGCUGCCCCUGCCCCUGACUGAACUCAUGGAGAAUGAAGCCCUGGAAAUCCUCACCAAAGCCCUCCGGAGUUACCGAUCGGAGAUCGGCCGGGACCACUUCCUGACCAAGCAGCUGCAGCGAUACAUCGAGGGGCUCAAGAGGCGCCGGAACAAGAGGCUGCAAGUCAUGGUGAUCUGAGAGCACCGCCUCGGGCUCGAGUGACCGCCCGACUCCAGCCCUGGUCCCAGAUCCAAGCCCGACCCUGUCCAUGUGGAUUUUGAGCCUUAGAGAAAUAAAAGAGUCUUCUGUACAUGGUCCGUGAGUCAAUGCGUAGCUGCCCGCGUGAGGCGGACGCACGUGGCCCCGCCUUUCCCUGUGACCUUCACUCGGUCACCGCAGUGACCUUGAGCGUUCUCGGUUCGGGCCCUAUCGGCUCCGCCUUCCCGGGACUCGAAAUCCAGGACUUCUUGCAUGCAUUAGGUCUGCUUCUCCCACUCCGGGUUCAGCAGCUUUGUGGGGAUAUUGGGUGAGACGUCCAAGUGCCCCGAUUGUGUUAUCCUGGGGGAAGGCGGAAAAGGGAAAGGGACCG